Molecule: messenger RNA, 705 nt
Organism: Amorphotheca resinae ATCC 22711
Lineage: Eukaryota; Fungi; Ascomycota; Leotiomycetes; Helotiales; Amorphothecaceae
Exons: 1
Coding region: 1-705 (234 amino acids)
Source: RefSeq, a predicted model, not a curated record
AUGGACAUAUCACACUUCCAGCGCUUCCUUGCUGCACAGCAGAAUGGAUUCGAAGCUUUCUUAAAGGGCUGUGGCGGUAUUGACGAAUACGAAUUGCGCAGAGAACUAGAGAUGCACGUCAAGAAGAUGCAACGUGCACUUGCAACAGGUCGACCACUUAAUGCUACUACUGUGUCUCCUGCCCUGCAAGUAUCUCGUUAUAAUACAAGCACGACAGACAUGUCCUCCUUUGUGACCCCUACCAAGAAAGCCACCCCGAACGAAAGAGCUGAGCCAAGCAGAUUUGCAUUAAGCCUUCCUAGCAGACCUGCUGCCGCAAGUGCCUUAUUCAAUGAGAGAUACGGCGCGAAGAGACGUCGCUUUCAACAUUCAGACACGUCUUCUUCACAGGCAUCCGAGGACAACAAGCUUCCAGGCAGUCCGAACCAUCCUUCUACUUGUACGCCAAGUAAGCGCCGUCUCACGACCCUAACCCCGCCAUCACGAGCCAAGCCUAUCAACCAAGAGGAUGUAGAGAAAUCAUGGGAGGCGAGGGAGAGGGCCCUGGCGAUCAAUCGGGCUAUGACAUCUACUGGAUCUCCAGUUCAACGACACGGAUUUGCUGCUAGCCGUAGUGCUGGUCGUGGUAACAGUACUGUUCGAGGUAGCAGCACUGUUCGUGGUAGCCGCACUCUCCGUAACAGACGUGGUCGCGGUUUCUAUUGA